Glossina fuscipes is the source of this 991-nucleotide messenger RNA. Its product is annotated as mpv17-like protein. Bases 296 to 847 code for a protein of 183 amino acids. NCBI's taxonomy places the organism in Eukaryota, Metazoa, Arthropoda, Insecta, Diptera, Glossinidae. The transcript is spliced from 4 exons. Gene Ontology annotation, cellular component: cytoplasm; membrane. The record is from RefSeq and is a predicted model, not a curated record.
AACAUAAUUUUUUUAUGUAAGCUCAACAAACUGUUAUCUUGAUUUGUUAGAAAAAUCAUUAUUUUGGUGAUGCGGUUUUAAAUUACGAUAGCAAAAUCGCUAAAAAAAUCCGGUCUUGAAUGAGAAAGUUGGCAGCUCUACAAUUCUCUGUAAAUCUGAAUUAGGCCACUUUUUUUUAACUCGCAUUAAUUUAUUUUAAUUUAUAAGUAAGAUUAAAGACGGGAGUGUCGCGUAAAUUGAACGCUUGAUUUAAGGAUUGUGUAAAAUUGUUUUCGUUUGAAAAUUUCUUUAAAAGAUGUCCCGAUUGUUGAAAGCUGCGAGUAAACUGUUCCAAAAACAUCCUUUUCUUACAAAUAGUGGAAUUUAUGGUUGUUUGUAUGUAGGAGCAGAGUAUUCUCAACAAUUGUUAUCUAAAAAAAUAUUAGUGCAUCGUUUUGAAGCCGAGAAAAAUGAAAUUGAUUAUCCCACCAUAGGUCGGUAUGCUGUUGUUGGAACCCUUGCUUAUGCACCAUCCCUAUAUAUCUGGUAUAAGUGGCUGGAUGGUAGAUAUCCUGGUACAGCCCCUCGAACUAUUGUUAAGAAGCUAAUAUUAGAUCAAUGCAUUUUGACGCCGUACUUGUUGUGUGUUUUUUACGUUGGCCUGGCGUUACUGGAGUCUGCUGAUAAUAAGUUUGAAGAGUUGCGUUUCAAAUUUCUGCCUACUUUUAAGGUAUCAUGUAUGUUUUGGCUGCCAGCGCAAACGUUUAAUUUUCUUAUAAUACCUCCGCGUUUUCGAGUCAUAUACAUGGGUGUUUGCGGGUUUAUGUGGGCGAAUGUGUUGUGCUGGUUUAAACGACAACCGCAGUAAUAUGAAAAGGCAGUUUGGUUAUAUAUCUUGCGAUACAUGUAAAGAAUUUAAAUCGUUCUUAAAAGAAAUUUAAUAUUAAAUGCUCUUAGAGCUAGCUGCCUUCAUAUAGUGCUAUAAGUAAUUUUAAUAAAACUUUCAAGUUUC